AUUUUUUGUUUGGAUUUAUUUAAUUUGCACCACCUGGGUUGAAAAUCUAUUUGUUUGUACAAGUAAAUAAUAUUUUUCAUAAAAAGUUCAAUAAAAAAAUUAAAUAUUCACAUUAUAUAUAAAUAAAAUGUACUUUUGGAAAAUAUAACCUUUGUUGAAGCUAGAAAACGUAAAAAGUAUGCACAGAAGUUAUACAAGGAUUGGUUGCUUAUGUAGCAUUUAUGCAUUCCUAUCAUUAAAAUUUCAACUUAAAGUAAUUCUUUAUGAAAAUUUUAUGAUUGAAUGGCUAGUAUAAGCUUCACUAAACUUAACUGGAAUAAUGUAAUCGUGUAAUGGAUAUCAUUACUGAUAAAGAAGACAUACUGGUGUUUGGAAAAGAAACAACAAUUGAACAUAUUAGGGAGAAAUUUGAAAAUACUUCAUAUUCUGCUAUAGAAUUCAAUAACUGCACUUCUAUUACAGUUGACGAAAUAUGUGCGGUCAUUCCUCUUGUUAACAAAAACCUGCAUACUCUAAUUGUAAAAAAUGUUUUAUGGUUCAAUGAUGAGUGUGUUGAAAUUUUAACAGCUUAUUGUAAUAAAAUAGUCAAGCUUGAACUUUUGGGGUGUCUUAAUCAAAUUACUCGGUCAGGCAUUGAAUCGAUUGGACGGAAUUGUAGUUCUCUCACAUCUCUGUCAAUACUAUCAUCGGUUGAUAAUUAUAGUGACUCCAGUGCAAUGAGUAAGCUACACCUCUGGGUUUUAGACAAUCGACUGUUUCCUGCUUUAAUAAACAACAUGACAUCUAAUCUUGAACAUUUUGCAUUAUCUGGAUUCAGCUUGUUAACAAAUGAUGCACUUGAAAAGUUUUUGUCAAACUUUAGAUCAUCAUUGCUUUCAUUAGAUUUUAGCAGUUUAACAGUUGUAAAUGACGUCACCUUAAACAAGAUAGGAAGUUAUUGUCACCAUCUUUUAUAUCUAAAAUUGAACUUUUGUAAAAGUAUAACAGAUUGUGGAAUUGAAAGUUUACUUAUUUGCAAGUCAGAGUUAAUGUUGCUAGAAUUAUCUGGGUGUGAUAAGUUGUCUGAUAAUGCAAUUCAAUUAGUAGGAGAAAAUUGUAAGAAGUUAGAGACCAUUAAGCUUGCAGGUUGCAUAAAUUUAACCCAAAAAUCUUUAAAUUAUUUAUCAUUAUGUGAAAAUCUUUCUUUUAUUGACAUGGAGAGGACAUCUAUUAAGUAUUUACCUUGUAGUUUAACAAAGUUAAUGAGCCUAAAGCAUCUUAAUAUUACAGGGUGUCAAGGUAUUUUGUUUCCAUCAUUAGAGAAUGCUCAAAAUCAAAUGGAUAAUGUUCAAAGUAAUUUUUCUACAAUAUUAGACACACUACGGGAAUACAAUAUUACACAAAAAUUAACUUGUUUUGUUUUGGGUAACACAAGAAGUGGAAAAACAAGCCUCGUGCAUUCUUUAAUAGAAGAUAAUAAUUGCAUAGCAGAUGGAGAAACAUUAACUGCUUCUGUUACAAAAUGGUAUCCUUUUAGUAAGGCUUCUGAUCUGAAUGAAAAAAUCCAAAAGGAAAAUAGAAAUCUUGUCAUUGAAGUUUGGGACUGGGGAGGUCGAAAAGCUAUGGAAAGUUUUCCAUCAAUUUUUUUCAACAAAAGAAGUAUGUUUAUUAUUACCUUCAAUUUAACAGUGUACAGCAGUGCAUUAUAUAUUCCUUAUAUUAUCUCUAUGAUUCAAUCAAAGGUCCCAGGAUCAUUUAUCAUUAUUGUUGGUUGUUUCAGUGAUCUAUCAACGGUAGAAAAAGUAAAAUACUUAUGUGAUCAAAUUCAAUUAAAAAUCAAAGAACGAGAAGAAGAGGAAAUUAAGGAAAUAAAUGAUGAAUUAAAAUUUAUCAGGAGUUUGGGAGCAAUUUCAAAAGUUGGAUUUAAAAUAAAGAAACUUGAAUCGUUAUUAGACCAUAGGCCUGCUAUAUACAAAGAUAUUAUUGUGACAAGUAAUGAUGGGAAGGGCUGUAAUGAACUGCGUGAAGUUAUACUUAAAAUAGCCGUAAAAGAGACUUAUUUUCCUCCAUAUUCUAUUGAUGAUACAUUUGAGCAGUUUUAUAUACAUCUUUGUUUGCUAAAAAAUGCAAAUAUAGCAUUUCUAAGAUGGCAUGAAAUCCUUUCUAUUCUCUAUAAUUAUGGUGUUACAGAAGAGUCAAAAGUUUUGGAAAUGGUGAAUUUAUUGGAAGAUUUGGGAUGUUUGCUUGUGCUUAACAAGUCCUCUUGCAACCAUCUUGCAAGCAAGUUUUACUUAAAAGACCCCACUAAUAAUAAUCUUGUAUGCAUCAAUCUGCAGUUAUUUGCAGAUGUUAUUGGAAAAAUUCACUCUCAUAGUACAAGUGCACAACAGUUGUUAAAUGAAUUAACACAAAAAGAUUAUAUUCGAUCAGUAUGGCCUGGAAAAAAGCCCUAUGAGUGGACAUUAAGAAAAGCAUUUGAUCAGGUUAUAGAGAAUGGACUAUUGCGUGAAACCAUUAUUCCUUUAUUACUUGCGGAAUGGAAUCUUUCUGUUGAACAAAUAGAACUUGUAAUAGAAGCUCUUCAGUUGUCAUAUGUAAUGUUCUCCAGUGUUACAAAUGCUGCCUAUGACUUGGAGUUGGUUGUUCCAAAGAUGAAGAAUUUAUCAAUCUAUAAACUGUAUCACUUACCAAUGCAAGGAAGGCUUCCCUAUAUUACCCAAAUAAAUGCUUGGCUGUCUACAUGCCCUAAUUCCCAUAUUGAAGUUGGAUGGAUAUUCCGUUUUCUUUCUGUUAAACCACCUCAACUUUUCUUAAGUUUAAUAUCUGCUUGCAUUCCUUUAAAAAUGCAAUCCCAAAUUUUAGGCUACUGGCAAACUGGCUCGUACAUAAAGGUCUGUGACAUUGUUGUCAAUGUUUCUCAAUGUAAUGAAAAAAGUUCUUUACAAGUUUUGGCUCGAGUACCACUUCAACAUGGAUCUCGUCAUGCAGUCAAUCGUGGGUGGAGUUGCCUAGCUAAGUAUUUGUAUACUAUUGAAAAAUAUUUGCAAUCUUUUAAUGGAAUUUAUUAUGAGAUUCUUUCAUUGCACUCAACAAAGUAUGUUCCUUUACUCGAAGUUAUUGAUAAAUAUGAAACAGGUUACCUCAAGUUUCCAGAGAUUUUGUGGUGGAUACCUGUUAAAAAUUCAGAUGAUUUGUCACACAUUGCUCCAAUUUCAUCACAAAGUUGUUUAAACUGGCUUCAAUCAAUAGCAGCCCAGUAUAUGGUAUACGUGAGUCAUUCUUUAGAUCUUUCUGAAGAAGUCAAAGUUGUUAUGCAAGCCUUGCAGGAUGCUUGCUUUGAAGUUUCCAAUAAUAAACAAGCAAUCUUUGCAUCAGAUUUGGUUAUUAUUAUAGUUACUUCAAGAUAUUUUGAAGGGGACUGCCUUUCCUUUGUUAAGAACAACGCAAACGGUAAGCGAAUUGUUUUGGCUAUAUUUGAAGAAGAUUUUGUUAUUUCAAGUAGUGAUGAACUACUUUGUGACCGACCGUUUGUUGACAUAAGUGGUGGUGUUGGAAAUGGAAUUUCUUAUGUUCCUGAUUACACUCAGUUCCGAAGUUUAAUUGAAAUGUGCAACAUUACAAUGUUCGGCCACGGUACUUUAGGUGAAGAAAACAAACGAGGUUCCGUUUUAAAACCGCCAGACACAACAUUGGAUUCAUCAUUUCGUAAACCAGCCAACCAUAUUUCUGAAAUUAUAAGAAAGUGUUCGACGCUUACGGCUGACGUUGAAAUGCGAAAAGUUGCGUCUACUGCUGUUGCUUCUGCAGUUGCGCUAGCUACAGCAGAACAUAUUGCAAAACAAUCUUGUCCGACAAUGGGUGCUAAAGCAGCAGCUAUGGCGGCUGCUGUUGCUGAUGCAGUUGCGAACGGAGAUUCGGAAAAAGCUGCAAAAGCUGUUGUAGCUGCUGCAGAAGCUGUUGACGAAGCUGUGGCGUUUGCUUGGAGGUUAAAAGUAAAUAAAUCUUUGAAGUCUGAAGAUGUAAAAGCAAUUCCAAAAAAAGUAAAAAGUUCGUUUUGCACGCUGUUCUGAAAUUUGAUAUUCGAUCAGAUAUUCUGAAAUUCGAUAUUCGAUCCGAAGUUCGAUAAGUAUUUCAAAAUUCUAUUGGGUUUUAAAAAACGACGUUUGUAAAAAGUUGACAUAGAGUUUUGCUUUUGAAGAAACCAAUCGUAAAGUAAUUUUUUCAAAGAAUUUUGUAUGUUACUUUUAAACCUUUUGUUAUGCGGAGAGAAAUAACCGAAAUAA
Hydra vulgaris (swiftwater hydra) is the source of this 4262-nucleotide messenger RNA. RefSeq lists its product as uncharacterized. Gene Ontology annotation, cellular component: SCF ubiquitin ligase complex; cytoplasm. Gene Ontology annotation, biological process: SCF-dependent proteasomal ubiquitin-dependent protein catabolic process. NCBI's taxonomy places the organism in Eukaryota, Metazoa, Cnidaria, Hydrozoa, Anthoathecata, Hydridae. The record is from RefSeq and is a predicted model, not a curated record.